Messenger RNA from Lolium perenne, 944 nucleotides. Its product is annotated as CASP-like protein 1U3. NCBI's taxonomy places the organism in Eukaryota, Viridiplantae, Streptophyta, Magnoliopsida, Poales, Poaceae. The record is from RefSeq and is a predicted model, not a curated record.
AUAUGUACACGCGAAUCACGGCUCUCUAGUAGUGAGUUUAUUGAGCUAGCUGGCCUUUUGCUCCAACAGAACCGAAAGUCAUCGUACUGAAUUUCGAUCGGUUCUUCCCUCGAUCGACCAUGCCUUGCGAUGACAAGGCCAAGUCGAAAGGCCGCCUGCACGCGGUGAACAUCGCCGCCCGCAUCGCCGCUAUGGGGCUUGCGGUGGCCUCGGCGGCUCUCAUGGCUACGGCGAGCCAGUGCACCAUCGUCCUCUACAACGGCGGCCCGGCGCACACCGUCACCUACAGCAACUUCGGCCCCUUCGUCUACCUCGUGGUGGCGAACGCCAUCGCGGCGGUCAUGAUCGGGGUGGCCAUCUUCCUUAGCGUGUGGAAGAAGGGCAGCGGCAAGUGGUCCAAGGCGCUCCUGCCGAUCCUCGACGUCGCCGCCCCAGCGCUGCUCUACUCGGCCACCGGCGCCGCGUUCGCCACCAGCGAGUACCUGUCCUACUGCUCGCCCAACGGCCGGCGCGUCAGCGUCUGCGACGGCGCCCUCGGGGGCACGAGGAACUUCUGCAGCCAGGUGCGCUUGGCCAUGUACAUCUCGCUCGCAGCCGCUGGCGCUGUCUCGGCUGCCGAGCUGGUGAAGAACUUCAAGCUGGGCACACUGUCCUUCGGCGACAGCGACUCCUCCGGCUCCGAAUCUGGCUCCGACGACGGUUGCGCACAUGGAUGCAAGCACUAAGGUUUCUUUCAGCUUAGUUCAGGCUUAUUUUGGUACACGUAUUAAAUUACGUACAAAAAAAUCAUUAGUUGGCUGCUUCGACUGUUUACGACAUUUGAACUGGGCAGUUGUUAUGUGGCCAGUAUAUCUGUAUCUAAGUUACCGUUGGGAAUGAUCGACCUGUUGGUUGUGACGAAUUAUUGUGCUUAUGAUAAAAAUAGAGGCGCUCAUAUUUACACA